This is a messenger RNA of Strongyloides ratti, 969 nucleotides long. RefSeq lists its product as hypothetical. Bases 1 to 969 code for a protein of 322 amino acids. The record is from RefSeq and is a predicted model, not a curated record. The transcript has a single exon. NCBI's taxonomy places the organism in Eukaryota, Metazoa, Nematoda, Chromadorea, Rhabditida, Strongyloididae.
AUGAACAACAGUCACUGUGAGAAACUAAGUAAAAUUAUUCUUCAAGAAUUGAUGCAGGACAAAUCAUUUCAAGCAAAGUGGCUUUGUGAUUCAUUAAAUCGUUUAAUUUUACUAACAGAACUUGAUACAAAAAACAUUAAAUUAUGCCAAAAACCCAAAGAAUCAUCGGAUGUAAUUCAAAACAAUGAAUCUACUAAAAAGGUGAUUCGCGAAUUAAUAGGAACAAUAGAUUUGUCCAUUGAAACAUUCUUAACAAAUUUCCAACUAGCUUUUUGCCAUAUGGAAUUUGAAAGAAAUAAAGAUGCCGCAACAAUAUAUUCUAACAAAGUAUUACUAGAUCGAUUAAUAUCUUCGGAAAAAUUUAAUUUAGAUAGGCUACAUCAUUUUAUUAGACGUCUCCAGCAGUGCAUUAAAGGAUUUACAAUACGUAUAUCAGGGUCUUUUCAAGUUGCUAAUUGUGCAUUUUAUGCACAUGCAUUACAUGAAAUGUUUUCUAAUCUAGCAAUAUAUUUUCGAACCCAUAGUAGUAAAAUUGGAUUUGAAACUGAAGUUAAACGUUUUGAACAUGUUUCAUCGGAAUUUUAUGAGAUGGUAGAAAAAAGAUUGUCAAAUUACUUAACGUCUUACAGUCGAUCAAUUCCUAGAGACCAUCCUGCAAAAGAAAAUCAAUCUGUAGUAAAAUACACAAAUAAAUAUAAAAAAACACAAAAUAUACCUAGAAGUAAUUUUCAACAAUGUCAUGAUUAUAAUGGAAGACACAAUAAAAUUAAAGAACUUGCCGUUGGUGUAAUGAAAAAUAGAAACCUAUCAGAAAGUGAUCUCAAUAGAAUAAAAAAUAAAUGGAAACCUUUAUUUGAUAAUCAUAAAAUAUUUUAUUCCUCAGCAAUAUCUGAUACAUAUGGGGCUGCUGCACUACGCACUUCAAAUAAUAUUACAAAAUCAAUUUUAAAUAAAAUUAAAAACGACUAG